CAGAUAGCGGAGACAGACGGAGAGAGAACACCCACCUCGGUCGCUUCGUCUUUCUAUCAAACCCUCCUUCAACAGGCGCCUCCAGAAAGGCAUUCCACCGCUCCAACGGCCGUCUAGCUGCUGGGCGGACCUGUAUUUCAAACGCAAAUUUAGCGCAAAUAACCGCAUUGUUUUUCGGAACUGACAAAGUAAAAGAAGCGAGAGACAGGGGAGAGACAUGGCCACGACAACCUGUACGCGAUUCACAGACGAAUAUCAGCUAUACGAAGAGCUGGGGAAGGGAGCCUUUUCAGUGGUGCGCAGAUGUGUUAAGCUGUGUACAGGACAGGAGUAUGCCGCCAAAAUAAUCAACACCAAAAAGUUAUCUGCAAGAGAUCACCAGAAGCUGGAAAGAGAGGCUCGAAUUUGUCGCCUAUUGAAACAUCACAACAUUGUUCGUCUUCAUGACAGUAUAUCAGAGGAGGGCUUCCACUACCUCCUGUUUGACUUGGUGACCGGAGGUGAACUGUUUGAGGACAUCGUAGCCAGAGAGUAUUACAGCGAGGCCGACGCCAGUCAUUGCAUCCAGCAGAUCCUGGAGGCGGUGCUUCACUGCCAUCAAAUGGGUGUGGUGCACCGGGACCUGAAGCCAGAGAACCUGCUUCUAGCAAGCAAAUGUAAGAAUGCCGCAGUGAAGCUGGCCGACUUUGGCCUGGCCAUUGAGGUACAGGGGGAUCAGCAGGCCUGGUUUGGAUUUGCUGGCACACCGGGGUACCUGUCCCCUGAGGUAUUGAGGAAGGAGGCAUAUGGCAAACCUGUGGACAUCUGGGCCUGCGGGGUGAUCCUCUACAUCCUGCUGGUGGGUUACCCUCCUUUCUGGGAUGAGGACCAGCACAAGCUGUACCAGCAGAUUAAAGCUGGGGCUUACGAUUUCCCUUCCCCAGAGUGGGACACAGUCACCCCAGAGGCCAAAAACCUGAUCAACCAGAUGCUGACCAUCAACCCAGCCAAGAGGAUCACUGCUCAGGAGGCCCUUAAGCACCCAUGGGUCUGCCAACGGUCCACGGUGGCGUCUAUGAUGCACAGACAGGAGACUGUGGAGUGCCUGAAGAAAUUCAAUGCCAGAAGGAAACUCAAGGGGGCCAUUCUUACUACCAUGCUGGUUUCUCGAAAUUUCUCUGUGGGCAGCAGGCAGACCGCCGCUCCAGCCUCUGUAACUGCAGCCGCAGCAGCAGUGGCUGCAGCCGCCGGCACCACCGCAGGGCUGGUGGAACAAGCAGCUAAGACCUUGCUCAACAAAAAGGCAGAUGUCAAGAAACGCAAGUCCAGCUCUACUGUCCAGUAUAUGCCCCAGACAAACAGCACCAAAAACAGCAUAGUCACCAGCCCCAAAGGAAACAUCCCUUCACCUGCUCUGGAACCUCAGACAACAGUCAUCCAUAAUCCAGUGGACGGGACAAAGGAAUCAUCAGACAGCAGCAACACCACUGUGGAGGAUGAAGAUGUGAAAGGAAAGAGCUUAGACAACAGCUCGCUUAAGGCGCAGUCCAGCACAAGCUCCCAGCCAGAUAGCUCUCAGGGCUCCUCAGCUCCUGUGUACUCUGCCACAAAGUUUGCUGACCUGCUGGGCUCAGUGCGUAGGGGCUCAGGGCCCACAUCCGACGGGGAAGGGAGAACCAGCACUCCACCUCCUGCUGCCCUCUCCGCCCCCUCCCCUCCACACACCCCUGUUGUCCCCAUGCAGAUGUCUCGGCUCACAGACUUGGUAAGCAGUGUUCGCAGGGUGCCGGCGGCCCCUGCACCCGAGGUUGACGCUGCUCCGGCGCCGGUACCUUGCGCCAGGCCCACCCCUCCACCUGCACACACCACCUCCCCACCUCCCCCUCACUCCCCCUCCAGCCUUUCCCUGUCUUCCCCUCAGAUACGCAAACAAGAAAUUAUCAAGAUCACUGAGCAGCUGAUAGAGGCGAUCAACAAUGGAGACUUCGAGGCUUACGCUAAGAUCUGCGACCCUGGACUGACUUCAUUUGAGCCGGAGGCGCUCGGCAACCUGGUAGAGGGGAUGGACUUCCACAGAUUCUACUUUGAGAAUCUUCUGGCUAAGAACAGCAAGCCCAUCCACACCACCAUCCUGAACCCUCACGUCCAUCUGAUUGGCGAGGACGCGGCCUGCAUCGCGUACAUCCGCCUGACUCAGUUUGUUGACAACCAGGGUCGGCCACGGUCCAGCCAGUCGGAGGAAACUCGCGUCUGGCAUCGCAGAGACAGCAAGUGGCAGAACAUCCACUUCCACUGCUCAGGCGCACCAGCUGCGCCACUCCAGUGAGGUUGAAUGCCAUAGUUUUGUCUGUCAGGAGUGCUCUGCUGGAGAGAGGAAGAGGAGGAGGAGGGAAGGGAUGAAAGAACAAGUCCAGCUUCGGUUUGGGGAUGGGCCCUUCAACAACAAACCCUCCCUCACUGGACGCCCAGCCUCAACCCCCCAGCAUGCAUCUCUUCUUUUACUACUACUGCCCACUCAUCUAUCACCUGCCCUACAACAUCUUCU
This is a messenger RNA of Perca flavescens (yellow perch), 2524 nucleotides long. It is a transcript of the gene camk2b1, whose product is annotated as calcium/calmodulin-dependent protein kinase (CaM kinase) II beta 1. Lineage: Eukaryota; Metazoa; Chordata; Actinopteri; Perciformes; Percidae. Gene Ontology annotation, molecular function: calmodulin binding; calcium/calmodulin-dependent protein kinase activity; ATP binding. The record is from RefSeq and is a predicted model, not a curated record. The coding region runs from base 218 to 2305 and encodes 695 amino acids. Gene Ontology annotation, biological process: protein phosphorylation. The transcript is spliced from 25 exons.